CGAGAGCACAUCCGUCUGGCGUUCAAUCAAUCUCGAUCAUGAUGUCUAGCGCGAUGACGAUUCCCGCGUCCGCCGCGCGCGUCGUCUCCCCGGCGCGCCGCGACGUCCGCGCUCUCCGCUCCCGUGCCGGUUCCCGCGCGACAUUUUCAAAGCAGGCCAGGGUCAACAACGAGAUCGUCGCGCGGGCGUUCAGCAUCGUGGAGCCCGCCACGAAGGUGUCGUUCCCGAAGACUUUCAAUCCCCACGGCGGCGACACGAUGCAGUGCAUCGGCGCCGGCGUGAGGGAGAAGAAAAUCGCCAUCAUCAACGUCAAAGUGUACGGCGUCGCCAUGUACGUCGACGCUGCCAAAUGCAAGGAGGAGCUCGCGAACGGCGGGUCUCUCCUCACCGGCUCCUUCGAUAAGGCGCUGCUCGUGCAGCUCGUGCGAGACGUCGACGGGAAGACGUUCUGGGAGGCCCUCGACGAGGCGGUGGGCCCCAGGAUCAGGCGCAUCGCCACGGACAUGGCGACCGCCGAGGAUGAGGACGGCAACUUCAUGGCGUCAGUCGCAGAGGCGGCUGAAGUCGCAGAGGAGAAGGCGAUGGACGAGUGCGAAGAAAUCAAGGGGCUGUUCCAGGGCCGCAAGCUCCGCAAGGACGACAAGGUGCUCAUCUGGUGGUCGCCGAACAAGGGCAAGUUCGAGAUUGGAGUCGUGGGAGGUAUGCCGCUGGAGCUCACGUCCCAACAACUCGCUCAGGCGGUGUUCGAUGUGUACUGCGGCGACGACCCGGUCUCGCCAUCCGCCUUCCAGUCCUUCGUCGCCGGCGCGGCGGCCCUUUGAGCCAACCGCCGUCGGUCAUCACCGUCGAGCACGCCUAUUACUAUUAUUCAUCGCGUCGCAUGUAUCACUUUGCACGUAUCACUCAUCUAUUAGCAGCAGGGUCGGUUGUAUUACAUUAUUUCCUUUG
Micromonas commoda is the source of this 948-nucleotide messenger RNA. RefSeq lists its product with no specific name. Gene Ontology annotation, molecular function: intramolecular lyase activity. Lineage: Eukaryota; Viridiplantae; Chlorophyta; Mamiellophyceae; Mamiellales; Mamiellaceae. The transcript has a single exon. The record is from RefSeq and is a predicted model, not a curated record. Bases 54 to 821 code for a protein of 255 amino acids.